CGCACGCGUGCUACGACAGUAGAGCGGAUCCGUUUCAAUGAAAGGCUUUGCGUUUUUACUCCCCCCCUCCCCCCCGACACCGAUAAAUUAAAAAAAAAAACAACAACAACAACAACAGCAGGCCUGGGGUUUGUAUUUCGGAGUGUGCUUUUCGCCGUCCCGUUGAGUUGGCUGCAGCGAUGAGCGCAGGAGAGGGACUGGAUGAGGCUGGGAAGGACGCGGCGGACAUAGCGGCGUUUUUCAAAUCCGAUUGCCCCCUUCCAAAAUGUGAACCCAAACUGGACGUCCCGGGCCAGAUGUCAGGGUUUCACCGCAAUGAGGAUAUGAAGGCCAUUGAUGUUCUUCCCAUCCUCAAGGAGAAGGUUGCCUUCCUCUCAGGGGGCAGAGACAGGCGGGGAGGUCCUGUCCUCACCUUUCCAGCACGGAGCAACCAUGACAGAAUACGAUCCGAGGACCUGCGGAGGCUCAUAGCCUACCUCGCCACCAUCCCCAGUGAGGAGGUGGCCAGACAUGGCUUCACGGUCAUCGUGGACAUGCGUGGCUCUAAGUGGGACAGCAUCAAGCCGCUGCUGAAGAUCCUGCAGGAGUCUUUUCCCUCUUGCAUCCACGUCGCCCUCAUCAUCAAGCCAGACAACUUCUGGCAGAAGCAGAGGACUAACUUUGGCAGCUCCAAGUUUGAAUUUGAGACGGUCAUGGUCUCUUUAGAGGGUCUGACCAAGAUAGUGGACCCCUCCCAGCUGACAGCUGACUUUGAAGGCAGCCUGGAGUACAACCACGAUGACUGGAUUGAGGUGCGUCUCUCCUUUGAGACCUUUGCAGGCGACGCGGCACGGGCCCUGUCACGUCUCGAGGAGCUCCAGGAGACGCUGUCUCAGCGUGACCUCCCGCGGGACCUGGAGGGGGCUCGCCGGCUCAUGGAAGAGCAUGCCGCAUUGAAGAAACGGGCCACCAAGGCCUCUGUGGAGGAGCUGGACACCCAGGGACGAAGGCUGCUGCAGAGGCUGCAGACACAAACCGGCGGGGUCGGUAGUGGCGGAGAAGGAGGGUAUGAUGCCCAUGACCUGAUAGCUAAAGUGACGGGUUUGUUGGAUAAGUUGCACGGGAUGCGUCAGCACCUGCAGCAGCUGUGGCACAUGAGGAAGCUGAAGCUGGACCAGUGUUUCCAGCUGCGCCUGUUCGAACAGGACGCCGAGAAGAUGUUUGAUUGGAUCAUGCACAACAAGGGUCUGUUUCUGACCAGCUACACAGAGAUCGGCGGGAACCAUCAGCACGCUGUCGAGCUGCAGACCCAGCACAACCACUUCGCUAUGAACUGCAUGAAUGUGUAUGUGAACAUCAACCGGAUCAUGUCUGUGGGGAACCGUCUGCUGGAGUCUGGUCACUACGCCUCCCAGCAGAUCCAGCAGAUCUCAGGUCAGCUGGAGCAGGAGUGGAAGGCGUUUGCUGCGGCGCUGGACGAACGCAGCACGUUGCUUGAGAUGUCCGCUAGCUUCCACCAGAAAGCAGACCAGUACAUGAGUAAUGUAGAGCCAUGGUGUAAGGCAUGUGGUGAAGGAGAAUUGCCCUCAGAGCUCCAGGACCUGGAGGAUACCAUCCACCACCACCAGGGACUGUAUGAACACGUCACCACAGCAUACUCCGAGGUAAGCCAAGAUGGUAAGUCUCUAUUGGACAAGCUGCAGCGACCUCUGACCCCAGGUAGUGCUGAUUCGUUGACAGCGUCGGCCAACUACUCCAAAGCAGUGCACCAUGUUCUGGACAUCAUUCAUGAGGUGUUGCACCACCAGAGACAGCUGGAGAACAUCUGGCAGCAUCGCAAGGUCCGCCUGCACCAACGCCUGCAGCUCUGCGUGUUUCAGCAGGACGUACAGCAGGUGCUGGACUGGAUAGAAAACCAUGGUGAGGCCUUCCUUAGUAAGCACACGGGCGUGGGGAAGUCUUUGCACAGAGCCAGGGCCCUGCAGAAAAGACAUGAAGACUUUGAAGAAGUGGCCCAGAACACCUACACCAACGCCGACAAGCUGUUGGAGGCGGCAGAGCAAUUGGCUCAGACCGGCGAGUGCGACCCGGAGGAAAUUUACCAGGCAGCACACCAGUUAGAGGACCGCAUUCAGGACUUUGUACGACGCGUGGAGCAGCGCAAAGUCCUGCUAGACAUGUCUGUCGCUUUCCACACACACGUUAAAGAGCUAUGGACGUGGUUGGAGGAGCUUCAGAAGGAGCUAUUGGAUGAUGUGUACGCGGAGUCCGUGGAGGCGGUGCAGGACUUGAUCAAGCGGUUUGGCCAGCAGCAGCAGACCACCCUGCAGGCUACUGUUAAUGUCAUAAAGGAGGGAGAGGACUUGAUACAGCAGCUCAGAGACUCAGCCAUCUCAAGCAAUAAGACUCCACACAACAGCUCCAUGGCCCACAUCGAGAGUGUCCUGCAGCAGCUGGAUGAGGCCCAAGGCCAGAUGGAGGAGCUCUUCCAGGAGAGGAAGAUCAAACUGGAGCUCUUCCUCCAGCUCCGCAUCUUUGAGAGGGACGCCAUUGAUAUCAUCUCGGACCUGGAGUCAUGGAACGAGGAGCUGUCCCAGCAGAUGAACGAGUUUGACACGGAGGACCUGACGCUGGCUGAGCAGAGGCUGCAACACCACGCCGACAAGGCCCUCACCAUGAACAACCUCACCUUCGAUGUCAUCCACCAGGGGCAGGAGCUUUUGCAAUACGUCACAGAGGUCCAAGCCUCUGGUGUAGAGCUGCUGUGCGACAGAGAUGUGGACAUGGCCACGCGUGUCCAGGACCUGCUGGAGUUUCUUCAUGAGAAGCAGCAGGAGCUGGACCUGGCAGCAGAGCAGCACAGGAGACACCUGGAGCAGUGUGUCCAACUUCGACAUCUGCAGGCUGAAGUUAAACAGGUACUGGGUUGGAUUCGAAAUGGAGAAUCCAUGCUAAACGCUGGCCUGAUCACAGCCAGCUCCUUACAAGAAGCCGAACAACUGCAAAAGGAACAUGAACAAUUUCAGCAUGCUAUAGAGAAAACCCAUCAGAGUGCUCUGCAGGUUCAGCAGAAGGCAGAGGCCUUACUCCAGGCGAACCACUAUGACAUGGAUAUGAUUAGAGACUGUGCAGAGAAGGUGGCAGACCACUGGCAGCAGCUGAUGCUCAAAAUGGAGGAUAGACUGAAGCUGGUCAAUGCUUCCGUGGCCUUCUACAAGACCUCAGAACAGGUGUGCAGUGUACUGGAAAGCCUGGAGCAGGAGUAUAAGAGGGAAGAGGACUGGUGUGGCGGGGCUGAUAAGUUGGGCCCAAACAGUGAGUCGGACCAUGUGACUCCCAUGAUCAGCAAACACCUGGAGCAGAAAGAGGCCUUCCUCAAGGCCUGUACGUUAGCCAGACGUAAUGCCGAUGUCUUCUUGAAGUACCUGCACAGGAACAGUGUCAACAUGCCUGGCAUGCUGUCUCACGUCAAAGCUCCCGAGACUCAGGUCAAGAAUAUCUUGAAUGAGUUGCUGCAGAGAGAGAACAGAGUGCUCCACUUCUGGACCAUGAGGAAGAGGAGGCUGGACCAGUGCCAGCAGUAUGUGGUGUUUGAACGCAGCGCCAAACAAGCCCUCGAGUGGAUCCAUGACACUGGUGAGUUCUACCUGUCCACACAUACCUCCACCGGCUCCAGCAUCCACCACACACAGGAGCUGCUGAAAGAGCACGAAGACUUCCAGAUCACAGCCAAGCAAACCAAAGAGCGGGUGAAGCUUUUGAUCCAGCUGGCGGACGGAUUUUGUGACAAAGGCCAUGCCCAUGCCCUGGAGAUAAAGAAAUGGGUCUCUUCAGUGGAUAAGCGCUACCGAGACUUCUCCCUUCGCAUGGACAAGUACCGCACCUGUCUGGAGACAGCACUGGGUAUAUCCUCCGACUCCAACAAGGCCAGCAAAGAGCUCCAACUUGACAUCAUCCCCGCCAGCGCUCCAGGGUCAGAGGUCAGGCUGAGGGAUGCUGCCCAUGAGCUGAACGAGGAGAAGAGGAAGUCUGCUCGGAGGAAAGAGUUUAUAAUGGCUGAGCUGAUUCAAACAGAGAAGGCCUACGUCAGAGACCUGCGAGAAUGUAUGGAUACAUAUCUGUGGGAGAUGACCAGUGGGGUGGAGGAGAUACCACCGGGCAUUGUUAACAAAGAGCACAUCAUCUUUGGCAACAUGCAGGACCUCUACGAGUUUCACCACAAUAUCUUCCUGAAGGAGUUGGAGAAAUAUGAGCAGCUGCCAGAAGAUGUGGGACAUUGUUUUGUCACCUGGGCUGAUAAAUUCCAGAUGUAUGUGAACUACUGUAAGAACAAGCCAGACUCCACUCAGCUGAUCCUGGAGCACGCUGGUCCGUACUUUGACGAGAUCCAACAGAGGCAUCGUCUUGCCAACUCCAUCUCCUCCUACCUGAUCAAACCAGUCCAGAGAAUCACAAAGUACCAGCUGCUCCUCAAGGAGCUGUUGACAUGCUGUGAGGAAGGGAAAGGAGAAAUCAAAGAUGGUCUUGAGGUGAUGCUCAGCGUUCCCAAAAGAGCCAACGACGCCAUGCACCUCUCCAUGCUAGAUGGGUUUGAUGGGAACAUUGACUCCCAGGGUGAGCUGAUUCUUCAAGAGUCCUUCCAGGUGUGGGACCCUAAGACUCUGAUCCGUAAGGGCCGUGACCGGCACCUCUUUCUCUUCGAAAUGUCUCUGGUCUUCAGCAAGGAGGUCAAAGACUCCAAUGGGCGCAGCAAGUACCUCUACAAGAGCAAGUUGUUUACGUCAGAGCUUGGGGUAACAGAGCAUGUCGAGGGAGACCCCUGCAAGUUUGCCCUGUGGGUGGGCAGAACCCCCACCUCUGACAACAAGAUUGUCCUCAAGGCUUCCAGUAUUGAGAACAAGCAAGAUUGGAUCAAACACAUCCGGGAGGUGAUCCAGGAGCGAACUGUCCAUCUACAGGGAGCCUUGAAGGAGCCCAUCCACAUUCCCAAAACUACCGCAGCUAAGCACAAGGGUAGACGGGACGGCGAGGAUCUGGACAGUCAGGGAGACGCCAGCAGUCAACCAGACACCAUCUCUAUUGCCUCACGCACCUCCCAGAAUACACUGGACAGUGACAAGCUGUCCGGGGGCUGUGAGCUGACAGUAGUGAUCCAUGACUUUGUGGCCGGUAACGGCGGAAGUAGCGGUGAGCUGACAGUGCGCCGUGGCCAAACGGUCGAGGUUCUGGAGAGACUCCAUGACAGACCAGACUGGUGCCUGGUCAGGACCACCGACCGCUCCCCAGCACAGGAGGGUCUCGUACCCUGCUCCAUGCUCUGCAUUGCGCAUUCCAGGUCUUCCAUGGAGAUGGAGGGGCUCUUCAAUCACAAAGACACGUUGUCCGUGUCCAGUAAUGAUGCCCUGCAGCCCGGUUCCAGCCACACCCUGGGUCCUCACAGCUCCCCCGGACCCAAACGUCCUGGCAACACGCUGAGGAAGUGGCUGACAAGUCCCGUACGUCGACUGAGCUCCGGAAAAGCUGAUGGCCAUGUAAAGAAGCUGGCCCACAAGCACAAGAAGAACCGUGAUGGCACGAGAAAGAACACAGAUGUAGCUCCCGGCUCGCAGAAGGACUCUGAUGACAGCGCUGCCACGCCACAGGACGAGACCCUAGAAGAGCGUAUGCGUAAUGAAGGGCUGAGCAGUGGUACCCUGUCCAAGUCCUCCUCAUCAGGCAUGCAGAGCUGUGGGGAAGAGGAGGGAGAGGAGGGGGCAGACGCUGUACCUCUACCACCCCCUAUGGCCAUCCAGCAGCACAGCCUGCUGCAGCCUGAUUCCCAGGAUGACAAGGCUGCAUCUCGUCUGUCCGGUCGGCCCAGCAGCUCAGAGACUCCCAGCGCCGCUGAGCUGGUCAGCGCCAUUGAAGAGUUGGUGAAGAGCAAGAUGUCUCUGGAGGAUCGUCCCAGCUCUCUGUCAGUGGAGCAGGGUGACAGCAGCUCCCCCUCCCUCAACCCCUCUGACAACUCCCUGCUCUCCUCUUCCUCGCCCAUUGAUGACGUGGACGAGCGCAAGUCUAGCUUCCUCAAGAGAAGACAUUACAUACUUCUAGAGUUGGUGGAGACUGAGAGAGACUAUGUCAGAGACCUUGGAUCAGUAGUAGAGGGCUACAUGAGCAGGAUGAAGGAGGAAGGAGUUCCAGAUGACAUGAGAGGAAAAGACAAGAUCGUCUUUGGCAACAUCCAUCAGAUCUAUGACUGGCACAAAGACUUCUUCCUGGCUGAGCUGGAGAAGUGCUUGGAGGAUCCUGAAAGGCUGGCUCCUCUGUUUGUCAAGCAGGAGCGGAGGCUGCACAUGUAUAUAGUGUACUGCCAGAACAAACCCAAAUCUGAGCACAUUGUGUCGGAGUACAUUGACACAUACUUUGAAGACUUUAAGCAGCGUAUGGGCCACAGAUUGCAAAUCACAGACCUGCUGAUCAAACCUGUCCAGCGUAUCAUGAAGUACCAGCUAUUACUAAAGGAUCUUCUCAAGGUUUCCAAGAAGGCUGGAGUUGACACAUCAGAACUGGAGAAAGCAGUAGAAGUAAUGUGUGUGGUCCCCAAGCGUUGCAAUGACAUGAUGAACGUUGGACGCCUUCAAGGUUUCGAUGGUAAAAUUGUGGCCCAGGGUAGAUUGCUCCUCCAGGAUACCUUCAUGGUUUCAGACCAGGAUGGAGGUCUUCUGUCCAGAAUGAAGGAAAGGAGAGUCUUCCUCUUUGAGCAGAUCGUCAUCUUCAGUGAGCCCCUGGACAAAAAGAAGGGCUACUCCACCCCUGGCUACCUCUUCAAGAACAGCAUCAAGGUGAGCUGGUUGGGUCUGGAGGAGAACCCAGAUGAUCCCUGUAAAUUCACGCUUAACUCCAGGUCGUCCAGUGGUUGCCAGGAGAAGUACACCCUCCACUCUACCAGUCCCGGAAUCAGUCAGGUCUGGAUCCACCAGGUCAGCCAGAUACUGGAGAACCAGCGUAACUUCCUCAACGCUCUGACAUCUCCGAUAGAGUACCAGAGGAACCACGUGGGGGGCGGUGGGGCAGGUGGCCCUCCGAGCAGUAGCAGCAGCAGUGGUGGAGGCCUGGCAGGGGUUGGCAGCUCCAAUACCUCCAACAUGGGAGGAGGAGGAGGCGGAGGUGGAGGUUCUGGAGGAUCAGGGGGCAACUCCUCUCUCUGUGGCCCCCGCAGCAGACCUUCCCGCAUCCCUCAGCCUUCCUCACGCCUUCCCCAACCCGUCCACCACCACCACCCCCCGGGCCCCGAAGGGCCCGACAGAUCAGCAGGUACGUGGUCACCUUGCCACUUCCAGACCCCUUUGUCCCUCCCCCCUAACCCCUACCCAGACAACGCCACAGAUGGAGAGCUGAUAGCUUCUGAGGUCCCAAAGAUGAGGGUGCUGGAUGGCCCUCAUGGGAGUAACAGUAACAAGCUAACAGGCAGUGCUGAGGGCAGCCCCCGACAGGACUCACGAGGCUGCGAGGACCCCCAGAAACAUCUGACUGCUGGUAUCCCGCAGAUGGUUGUUGCUCCCCUGAAUUUGUCUCUCAGAAAUCCCAAAGUUGGGAUGGUUUCUCCUCUGGUGUGUCCCCAGUCUCCCGGGGGAGACGGAAGCCAGGGGAAGGAGGGUUUCGUCCCUGCCAGCGCAGCCCACAAAGGCAGCUCCUUCUGGCCCGCAGUCCCUGUCAUGCCUCCCUCCCCUGCCAGCCGGCCUGGCUCCUUAUCCUACCCCAGUGAUGGCGGGGGAGGCGGAGACCCUAUAUGCAGAGGAGGCCAUGGGAUGCCUUCUCAUCAUCGUCACUCCACCCACAGUAAGGACAUAGACCGAAUGAGCACUUGCUCCUCCACCAGCGAGCAGUCCAUACACUCCACCCAGAGCAAUGGGAGUGAAAGCAGUAGCAGCAGCAGUGUCUCCACCAUGCUGGUGACUCAGGACUAUGUGGCAGUGAAGGAGGACGAGAUCAGUGUUUUUCAAGGCGAGGUGGUCCAGAUGCUAGCCAGCAACCAACAGAACAUGUUCCUCGUGUACAGGGCGUCCACCGAAAUUUGUCCUGCCGCCGAGGGCUGGAUACCUGGCUACGUACUGGGACACACCUCAGCCUCCAUCACCCCCGAACUCCCCGAAGGAACCAUCAAAAAAUCAUUAUCAUGGCACACAGCUCUCCGUAUCCGCCGCAAGUCUGAGAAGAGGGAUAAGGAGGGCAGGAAGGAUAGCAAGAUGGAGAAUGGUUACCGCAAGUUGCAAGAUGGCCAGGGCAAUAAAGUCUCUGUCAAGCUUCUGAACCCCAACUACAUCUAUGAUGCCCCUCCUGAGUUCUUGGUCCCUGUUAGCAAUGUAAUGUGCGAGAGCGGUGACAGUGUCACUCUGAGGGGUAAGGUGUGCGGUCGACCCCGGGCCGCCACCACCUGGCGGGGACCCGACAAUAGCACUCUGAGCAACAACGGCCACUACAGCAUCACUUACAGUGAGACAGGAGAGGCAGCGCUGCGGAUCCUCAGUGUGUCUGCAGAGGAUGGCGGCAUCUAUACCUGUGUUGCAGCUAAUGCAGGUGGCUCUGUCACCUCCUCUGCCAGCCUACGCAUCUCAGGAAGCCCUAAUGAUGGGAGUGAAGUCCUUUGGAAGAGCGGCUUUGAGUCCUACUACACUGAGAUUACUGAACUGGGAAGGGGCCGUUUCUCAGUGGCCAAACGAUGUGACCAGAGAUGCAGUAAGCGGGCGGUAGUGGCUAAACAUGUCAAUAAGAGACUGCUGCAUAGAGAGCAAGUCCUGCAAGAGAUCAGGCUGUUACAGACUCUGGACCACCCCAACCUAGUCAGGCUGCUGGACACGUAUGAGGUGGCAACAAGCUAUGUGCUCAUACUUGAAAUGGCUGACCAGGGUCGUCUUCUGGACUACAUCGUGAGCUGGGGCAACCUGACAGAGGAGAAGGUGGCUCUGUACCUUAGAGACAUUCUCGGCGCUCUUCACUACCUGCACAGCUGGAGGAUAGCACACCUUGACCUCAAGCCUGAGAACAUCAUGGUGGAGCAUGCCUUUUCCCAGCCAGUUGUCAAGCUGAUAGACUUUGGUGAUGCGGUCCAGCUCAACCCGCCCUUCUCUCACAUCCACUGUCUGCUGGGCAGCCCAGAGUUCUCUGCUCCUGAGGUGGUUCUGGGUCAGCCGAUCUCCCUGAUGUCUGACCUUUGGAGCUUAGGGGUGGUGACAUACGUCAUGCUGAGUGGUGCAUCUCCCUUCCUAGAUGAGAGCGUGGAAGAGACAUGUCUGAACAUCUGCCGACUGGACUUCAGCUUCCCCCAGGACUAUUUCGAGGGUGUGAGCCCGGCUGCCAGGGACUUUGUCCGCCUGCUGCUCAGGAGCGAGCCAGAGCAGAGACCCUCAGCUGCCUGCUGCCUUCAGGAGCCCUGGCUCCAGCCUCAAAACAUGGCCAACCGAGACGCCGGAUCUGCCACCUUGCGUCGUUCCCAGCAGCAGUUGCUGCCGCCACCUCAAAACCACCACGUUGCACAUCUUGACACCUCCAGACUCAUCUCCUUCAUCGAGAGACGGAAACACCAGAACGACGUUCGGCCCAUAGCCACCAUCAAAACCUUCCUGCAAAGCCGCCUGCUCAGCCAGAUCUGAGUGACUGAAGGGAACUACCAGCAAGCCACCUGUGGGUCACUGGGAGCGCUGCCUGAGAUUUGUACCAUCAGGGAGCGGAGCGCUCCCUUUGGAAGGGAUUAACCCCCAUUCACUCAUGCCAAGUGGACAUCACGGCACUGACCUGCAGCCACUGGUACCGGCACUGUCCUGAUCCAGGAUUUCUGUUUCCGUAGCCUUACACAGGAACUGUGUCAGUUCUGUAUUGGUUGAAUUCAGAUCCAUUUGUUUUGGUUGAGUAGUGUGUUAAAAUACAACCUAAUGAGAGGACCACCAGCACCAAAGAGUCUGACGACAAAUGAUCUCCUCCUCCCUCACAAAACCACAAAAUGUCCUACUGCUGCUGACUGAC
Messenger RNA from Lampris incognitus (smalleye Pacific opah), 9978 nucleotides. RefSeq names its product trio Rho guanine nucleotide exchange factor b (gene triob). Gene Ontology annotation, biological process: protein phosphorylation. Lineage: Eukaryota; Metazoa; Chordata; Actinopteri; Lampriformes; Lampridae. The transcript has 62 exons. Gene Ontology annotation, cellular component: cytoplasm. Bases 180 to 9608 code for a protein of 3142 amino acids. Gene Ontology annotation, molecular function: protein kinase activity; protein binding; guanyl-nucleotide exchange factor activity. The record is from RefSeq and is a predicted model, not a curated record.